AUGGAAUUUUUAAAUUUUUUAGAAAUAUCAAGCUUACCAUCUCAUAUAUUAACGUUGAAAAUUGGAGCACCAAUAAUGGUUUUACAAAAUCUCAAUCCACCUAAAUUAUGCAAUGGAACUCGAUUAUGUGUAAAGACAUUAAAGAAUAAUAUAAUUGAAGGUAUUAUAUUAACAGGAUGUGGAAAAGGAGAACAUGUUUAUAUCCCAAGAGUACCUCUUAAACCAAGUGAUACACCAUUUGAAUUUGAAAGAUUACAAUUUCCUGUAAAACUUGCCUUUUCUUUCACAAUUAACAAAUCUCAAGGACAAUCACUAAAAACUACAGGAGUUUAUCUUGAUACACCAUGCUUUUCUCAUGGCCAAUUGUAUGUAGCAUGUUCAAGAGGAGGUUUUUUGUAUAUUUAUUGUAAAAAUAAAAAAACUAAGAAUGUUGUUUAUCAACAGGCAUUAAAUUAA
Acyrthosiphon pisum (pea aphid) is the source of this 456-nucleotide messenger RNA. Its product is annotated as ATP-dependent DNA helicase PIF1-like. Bases 1 to 456 code for a protein of 151 amino acids. NCBI's taxonomy places the organism in Eukaryota, Metazoa, Arthropoda, Insecta, Hemiptera, Aphididae. The transcript has a single exon. The record is from RefSeq and is a predicted model, not a curated record. Gene Ontology annotation, cellular component: replication fork. Gene Ontology annotation, biological process: DNA replication.